AUGUCAUGUGGAGAAAGAAACGCCCUAAAGAGAAAGAAACGCCAGGAGGAGGAGGAGGAGGAGGAGGAGGAGGAGGAGGAGGAGGAGGAGGAGGAGGAGGAAAUAGUUGGUGUCGUUUUGAGAAGUAAAAGGAAAAACAUCGAAGCGGAUAUUUUUGUCAAGGGAGGAUCUUUAUUUGUAACCAGUAACUUUCUGCUUGAGGAGAAUGAACACCCUAUACCGGGAAAUCCUCGAUACAAGCCAAAUCUUAAACAACGGACCCCAGAUAAUAUCAAAGGUGUUCAUUUCAGAAGACCUCCAGAUAAAACUAAACCUGAACAGAUUCUUUCAACCAGACGUAAAGAUGGUCUGAUAGCUAGUGGAUUAAAUGAAGAUGAUCUAAAGUCAGAUCUGAAAGUGCUUUUGAAAGCCUCCAAGAUACUGAGAAAGGAUAUUGCAACCUCCUGUCUAUGGAAGUUUCAUGGAACAUUUGCUGAUUAUGAACCACCUACAUAG
Macrobrachium nipponense is the source of this 495-nucleotide messenger RNA. Its product is annotated as transcriptional regulator Myc-1-like. The transcript has 2 exons. Lineage: Eukaryota; Metazoa; Arthropoda; Malacostraca; Decapoda; Palaemonidae. The record is from RefSeq and is a predicted model, not a curated record. Bases 1 to 495 code for a protein of 164 amino acids.